UUAAAGUGCUGCAGACCAAAUACAUUGCAGUGUCUCUUUCAUCUCACAACGAACGUCUCAAGUGACAAAGUUUCUGAGAGUCUUACUCGUUUUGUUUUUGUUCUCUCUAAUCUCUUGGUUCGCGUUGCAGAUUAAAUGAUUUUGUAUCUUUGGUUCUCUUUUAGGGUCAAUGGAUUUUAGAGAUUUAGCUCACAAGUUCUCUCGUUGUAUUGUUACUAUUGGAAAUCUCGGGCUUCAACUGCUAUGGUACUUUCUGCGAAUAAUUCUCAGCGCAUGGUAUUUCAUAUCAGUCGUGGGUAAUUUGUUUGAAAGCUAUUUCAUCUCUUGUGGAGUAUUAAAGAAAUACAAGUCUCUUCAUUCAGGAAAGGUUCGCUACCUUGCCAUUGUCAUAGAAAGUGAAGAAGCUUAUCAGAUUUCCAGAGUUGUUAAACUUUUGCAGUGGCUGGACAUUAUUGGUGUAAAGAAUGUGUGCCUCUAUGACAUGAAUGGAGUAUUGAAGAAGUCUAAGGAAACCAUCUUCAAAGAAUUGAAGAAUGCAAAAUCCAUUGAGGAAGUUAAUGAAGUUGUCGCACUCCAUGAUCCAGAUCACAUGACUUUAGAAUUUCUUUCUUAUGCGGAUGGGAAGGAGGCAGUGGCCAAAGCAGCUAACUUGAUUUUUGUGGAGCACUUGAAACGACAUAAAUUGGGUGGAGAACUAGAUCUAAUCUUGUUAGAACCUCAAUUGAAUGAAGCAUUGCAAAUUGUUGGUAGCAAAGGUCCUGAGCCUGACCUUUUACUGGUUUAUGGACCUGUGAGGAGCCAUCUUGGUUUUCCUGCAUGGAGACUUCGUUACACAGAGAUCAUACACAUGGGAUCAUUGAACUUCUUGAGAUAUGGUUCCUUAAUGAAAGCCAUUUACAACUUCACGAAAGUGCACCAAAAUUAUGGUACGUAGAAAAGGAAUUUGGAGGUAGUUAAAUGCACAAGCACAAAGCAUAGGCGUGAAGAAUAGAAAAAUAUCUAGCUAAAUAUAUUUGUGGAAAAAGGGCUUUCUCACUAGUGGUUUUACUUACUGUAAAUGUGUCAAUCAUCAUGCAUGAGAGAUAGAAUUGCACGUCAUGACCGGGUUGUACCAACUGUUAAUUUUUUUUUUUUUAAGAUCUGGUAAUUUAAAAGGUGGAUUGAUCUGGUAAUUUAAAAGGUGGAUUUUUAUUUGAUGCCGCCACCACCACAACGGGAGAUUCGUAUGGCGGAUAAAUUCCUCCUCCCAGUUAUAUCAAAGCCAGCAGCCAGAUUUUGUCUAGACAUGAUCCUCCGUUGAAUCAAUAUUAUAAGUCAAUAUACAUUAGUAAA
Glycine soja is the source of this 1332-nucleotide messenger RNA. RefSeq names its product dehydrodolichyl diphosphate synthase complex subunit NUS1. Bases 170 to 934 code for a protein of 254 amino acids. Gene Ontology annotation, cellular component: dehydrodolichyl diphosphate synthase complex; endoplasmic reticulum membrane. NCBI's taxonomy places the organism in Eukaryota, Viridiplantae, Streptophyta, Magnoliopsida, Fabales, Fabaceae. The transcript has 8 exons. Gene Ontology annotation, molecular function: ditrans,polycis-polyprenyl diphosphate synthase [(2E,6E)-farnesyl diphosphate specific] activity. The record is from RefSeq and is a predicted model, not a curated record.